Molecule: messenger RNA, 1530 nt
Organism: Psammomys obesus (fat sand rat)
Lineage: Eukaryota; Metazoa; Chordata; Mammalia; Rodentia; Muridae
Gene: Cdk3
Product: cyclin dependent kinase 3
Exons: 8
Coding region: 80-994 (304 amino acids)
Biological process (GO): regulation of G2/M transition of mitotic cell cycle; regulation of gene expression; signal transduction
Cellular component (GO): cytoplasm; cyclin-dependent protein kinase holoenzyme complex; nucleus
Molecular function (GO): cyclin-dependent protein serine/threonine kinase activity; cyclin binding; ATP binding
Source: RefSeq, a predicted model, not a curated record
UUGCCUGACAGAGAAGCUGCAGCCUGCUGGGAGCUUCUGGUGAAUUCUGGGCUAGGAGGCUGAGCACAGCUCUACAGACAUGGAUGCGUUCCAGAAGAUCGAGAAGAUUGGAGAGGGCACCUAUGGCGUGGUCUAUAAGGCCAAGAACAAAGUGACUGGGCAGCUUGUGGCCCUCAAGAAGAUCAGGCUGGACCUGGAGACUGAGGGGGUUCCCAGCACUGCCAUCAGGGAGAUCUCCUUGCUGAAAGAACUGAAGCACCCCAAUAUUGUCAAACUGCUGGAGGUGAUCCACAGAGAGAAGAAGCUCUACCUGGUGUUCGAGUUCCUCUCCCAGGACCUGAAGAAGCACAUGGAGUCCACCGCCACCCCAGAGCUCCCUCUGCCUGUAGUCAAGAGCUACCUCUCCCAGCUACUGCAAGGGGUGAAUUUCUGCCACUCCCACCGGGUCAUCCACAGGGACCUGAAGCCUCAGAAUCUGCUCAUCAAUGAGUUCGGAGCCAUCAAGCUGGCUGACUUUGGACUGGCCCGGGCCUUCGGGGUCCCCCUGCGCACCUACACCCACGAGGUGGUGACACUGUGGUACCGUGCCCCCGAGAUCCUCUUGGGCAGCAAGUUUUAUUCAACAGCCGUGGACAUCUGGAGCGUCGGCUGCAUCUUUGCAGAGAUGGUGACCGGCAAAGCCCUGUUUCCGGGAGACUCAGAGAUCGACCAGCUCUUCCGGAUCUUUCGCACGCUGGGGACCCCCAGUGAAGCCACGUGGCCGGGAGUCUCCCAGCUGCCUGACUAUAAGAGCACCUUCCCCAAAUGGAGCAGGAAGGGGCUGGACAAGAUCGUACCUAGCCUGGGACCGGAAGGCAAGGACCUGCUCCUGAAACUCCUGCAGUAUGACCCCAGUCAGCGGAUCUCGGCCAAGACCGCCCUGGCUCAUCCCUACUUCUCUACUGAGCACUCCCCAGCUCCCUGUCAUUGCAUGGUGGAGCAUUGCCACCACUGAGAGCAUUUAUGUGGGGCCCACCCCUCACCCCCUGUCCACCUGUCCCCCCUCUCCCCAUUUAAGAAAAUGCAUCUGAGAAUACAGCUCAGAGAUCUUACAGCAGCCACCAGAGGGCUGGGCUCACCUUCGUCUUGCCGGCAGGUUGGAGAGUUCCUGUGUUGUUUGUUGGAUUUAACAGUGCAUUUGCAAAAGGCAUGUGGGUGCUCCAGGCUUGGGGGUGGGGUGUGGUGCCGCACAUACCUCCCCUGGCACCGGGACAGCUCUUGUCAGGCUAAGAGACCCCAGCCCUCCUCCCUCACUGCCUAGCUGCGGAGCCAGGCCCCAAGGAGAGGGUGCCCUCUGCUGGUCUUGAUUUAGGUUUAAGUGCUGGAAGAGUUGAGUUCCAGUUGGGAGGACAUAGUUAAACAGGAGGUGGGGGAGGGUGGUUCUCAGAUCCUAGGAGUGGGCAGGGCACCUGAGGGUGUUCUAAGUUGUCACAUCAUCAAAGAUAAGCUGUUGAUGUCCGUCUGUGUGACAAAUGGAAAAUAAAUGUAACU